GGCUCGCACCCAUGUCCCCUGCAUUGGCAGGCAGAUUCUUAACCAUUGCGCCACCAGGGAAGACCCCCUACAUGUUUUUAAAGGAGAAAAAAAGUUUGGUGAGAAACUCACUUUUGUUCUGUUAUGUAAAUAAGUUUUAAAAUAAUUUGUAAGUAAGAAAAAAUGUGGAGAACUUUUUUUCUUCAGACACUUCCCAGGUUCCUUGGCAUAAAUUGUGUGAGAAGCUUGAGGGUUUUGUGUUAUCUCUUAUAGUUUUAAAAUUUUUUGAUAUUACAUAGGUGAAUCACGUACUGAUUUUUAUUAAUGUAGAUAACCCAGUUACACAUUAAGUGUUUACAGUCACUUAGUAUUUUACAACCUCAACUGUAGUUAUAAAGUAAGUAUUCCACAUACUUCCUAACAGUUCCUUGAAGAUGGAGCUAGUCUGGCAUUUAGUCCUUAUUGUCCUCCUGAGUUUUUCUUGUUGGGGGUUAGACUGGGAAUCUGAUAGAAACUUCAUUUCAGCUGCUGGUCCUCUAACCAGCGACUUGCUACACAACCUGAGCAGUCCACUGGGAAACCAGGAUUCUCCCUUUGUAACAGGAGACAAAGAAAUUUAUGUUUGUCGCCAGCCACUGCCCUCUUUCCUGCCAGAGUACUUUAGCAGUGUUCGUGCCAUUAUGAUCACUCAUUACAAAGUAUUUCUGCCGUGGGCACAGCUACUCCCAGAAGGAAGCUCCAAGAACCCAGACAAGGAAACAGUGCAGUGCUACCGCCAACUCCUUGAGGCCCUCAAGACUGCUCAGCUUCAGCCCCUGGUGGUCCUGCACCACCAGACCCUCCCUGCCAGCACCGUCCAGAGAACUGAGACCUUUGCUGAUCUCUUUGCUGACUAUGCCUCCUUCAUCUUCCACUCCUUUGGGGACCUAGUUGAGAUCUGGUUCACUUUUAGUGACUUGGAGGAAGUGAUAAUGGAGCUUCCCCACCAGGAAUCAAGAUCUUCACGUCUCCAGAUGCUCAAUGAUGCCCACAGGAAAGCCUAUGAGAUUUACCAUGAAAAAUAUGCUUCUCAAGGCCGGAAGCUCUCUGUGGUCCUGCGAGCUGAGGCGGUCUCCGAGCUCCUGCUAGAACCGUCUACGUCUGCACUUGCCAAGGAUGCAGUUGACUUCCUCUCUCUUGAUUUAUCUUAUGAAUGCCAAAGUGAGGCGGAUUUCCGGCAGAAGCUGAGUCAGUUGCAGACUAUUGAGCCAAAAGUGAAAGUUUUCAUCUUCAACCUGAAACUCCAGGACUGCCUCUCCACCAGGAAGAACCCAGCUGAUCUGUUCUUCAACCUUCUCACAGCCAUAAGUGAAGAACAAGUGCUCACCAUUGGGUUUGAUCUUAGUACAUUCCUGAGCUGUUCAUCAAGUUCCAAGAAAAGCAGGUCUUGUUCUCUGACUGACAACCUGACCCUCCAGACUGCCCUGCAGUUGGACCCGGAGACAGCAGUAGACUCCUCGCUGCCCCACUCAGCCUAUCAGAGAGUCUGGGAAAUGUUUGCCAACCAGUCCAGGGCAGAAAGGGAUGCUUUCCUGCAGGAUGUUUUUCCUGAGGGUUUCCUCUGGGGCGUCUCCACAGGGGCUUUUAAUGUGGAAGGAGGCUGGGCCGAGGACGGAAGAGGGGCAAGCAUCUGGGACAGAGUCGGGCACCAGAACACCGGCAAGGGCCUAGCAACGCCAGAGGUGGCCAGUGACAGUUACCACAAGGUGGACACUGACGUCGCCCUGCUUCGUGGCCUCCGGGCCCAGGUCUACAAGUUCUCCAUCUCCUGGUCCCGCAUCUUCCCCACUGGGCAGGGGCAGAGCCCCAACCUCCGGGGCGUCGCCUACUACAACAUGCUGAUCGGCAGGCUGCUGGACUCGCACAUCGAGCCCAUGGCCACGCUGUCCCACUGGGACCUGCCUCAGGCCCUGCAGGACCGCGGCGGGUGGCAGAAUGAGAGCAUGGUGGAUACCUUCCUGGACUAUGCGGCCUUCUGCUUCUCCACGUUUGGGGACCGUGUGAAGCUGUGGGUGACCUUCCACGAGCCAUGGGUGAUGAGCUACGCAGGCUACGGCACCGGCCAACACGCACCAGGCAUCUCCAACCCAGGGGUGGCCUCUUUUAAGGUGGCUCACGUGGUCCUCAAGGCUCAUGCCAGGGCUUGGCACCACUACAACAGCCAACAUCGCCCACAGCAGCAGGGGCGGGUGGGCAUUGUGCUGAACUCAGACUGGGCAGAGCCCCUGUCCCCAGAGAGGCCUGAGGACCGGAGAGCCGCUGAACGCUUCCUGCACUUCAUGCUGGGCUGGUUUGCACACCCCAUCUUCGUGGAUGGAGACUACCCGGCUGCCCUGAGAGCCCAGAUCCAACAGGUGAACAAGCAGUGCCCCAGUCCUGUGGCCCAGCUCCCUAAGUUCACCGAGGCAGAGAAGCAGCUCCUGAAGGGCUCCGCUGACUUUCUGGGUCUGUCGCAUUACACUUCCCGCCUCAUCAGUAAGGCCCAAGGAGAUACCUGCGUCCCCAGCUAUGAUACCAUUGGAGGCUUCUCCCAACACGUGGACCCUGCGUGGCCCCAGACCGAAUCCCCUUGGAUUCGUGUGGUACCCUGGGGUAUGAGGAGGCUGUUGCAGUUUGUAUCCUUGGAAUACACAAGAGGCAAAGUUCCAAUCUACCUGGCUGGGAAUGGCAUGCCCAUAGGGGAAAGUGAAGAUCUCAUCAAUGAUUCCUUGAGAAUUGACUACUUCAAUCAAUAUAUCAACGAGGUGCUCAAGGCUGUCAAGGAGGACUCAGUGGAUGUUCAAUCUUACAUUGCUCGUUCCCUCAUCGACGGCUUCGAAGGCCCCUCUGGGUACAGCCAGAGGUUUGGGCUGUACCAUGUCAACUUCAAUGACAGCAGCAGGCCAAGGACUCCCAGGAAAUCUGCCUACUUUUUCACCAGCAUGAUUGAAAAGAACGGUUUCCUCACCAAGGUAGUAAAAAGACUGCCACCACCCAGUAAAGCAAACGUCCCCCGGAAAAUCAGAGCCUUCACGUUUCCAUCCGAGGUGCCUUCCAAGUCUAAAAUAGUCUGGGAAAAGUUCUCCAACCAACCCAAGUUUGAAAGAGAUUUGUUCUACCACGGCACGUUCCGGGAUGACUUCCUGUGGGGCGUGUCCUCAUCAGCCUAUCAGAUUGAAGGAGCUUGGGAUGCUGACGGCAAAGGCCCCAGUAUCUGGGAUAAUUAUACCCACACACCAGGGAGCAACGUGAAAGACAGGGCUACUGGAGACAUAGCCUGUGACAGCUAUAACCAUCUGGAUGCUGAUCUGAAUAUGCUUCGAGCUUUGAAGGUGAAGGCCUAUCGCUUCUCUAUCUCCUGGUCUCGGAUUUUCCCGAAUGGAAGAAACACUUCUGUCAACACACGUGGUGUUGAUUAUUACAACAGGCUGAUUGAUGGCUUGGUGGCAAGCAGCAUCUCUCCCAUGGUGACACUGUUCCACUGGGACCUGCCCCAGGCCCUCCAGGAUAUUGGAGGCUGGGAGAAUCCUUCCUUGAUUGAGUUGUUUAACAGCUAUGCAGACUUUUGUUUCCAGACCUUUGGUGACAGAGUCAAGUUCUGGAUGACUUUUAACGACCCCACACACCAGGCAUGGUUGGGGUAUGGCUCAGGGGAAUUUCCCCCAAACGUGAACGACCCAGGCUGGGGACCUUACAGGAUUGGUCAUGCAAUCAUCAAAGCUCAUGCCAGAGUCUAUCACACUUACGAUGAGAAGUACAGGCGAGAGCAGAAGGGGGUCAUCUCUUUGAGCCUCAGUGCACACUGGGCUGAGCCCCAGUCGCCAGGGGUCCCCAGGGAUGUGGAGGCAGCUGACCGAAUGCUGCAGUUCUCACUGGGCUGGUUCGCCCACCCCAUCUUCCGAAACGGAGACUAUCCCGAUGCCAUGAAGUGGAAAGUGGGGAACAGGAGUGAACUACAGCACUUAGCCACCUCCCGCCUGCCCAGCUUCACCGAGGAAGAGAAGAGGUACAUCUCAGCUACAGCCGACGCGUUCUGCCUCAACACCUACUCCUCCAGAAUUGUGCAGCAUGCAACCCCCAGGUUAACCCCGCCCUCCUAUGGAGAUGAUUGGGAGCUGGCCGAGAGGGAGGACUCUUCCUGGCCCCCCACAGCAGUGAACAGAGCUGCAUCCUGGGGGCUGCGAAGACUGCUCAACUGGAUCAAGGAAGAGUAUGGGGACGUCCCCAUUUACAUCACUGAAAACGGAGCAGGGCUGACAGAUCCGAAAGUGGAAGAUACCAGUAGGAUAUUUUACCACAAAACCUAUAUCAAUGAAGCUUUGAAAGCCUACAGGCUCGAUGGUGUCGACCUUCGAGGAUAUGCUGCAUGGUCCCUGAUGGACAGCUUUGAGUGGCUAAAUGGCUACACGGUCAAGUUCGGACUGUACCACGUUGGUUUCAGUAACGUGAACAGGCCUCGCACAGCAAGAGCCUCUGCCAGGUACUACACGGAGGUCAUCAUGAGUAACGGCAUGCCGCUGCCCAAGGAAGACGAGUUUCUGUAUGGACAGUUUCCCGAGGGCUUCAGCUGGAGUGUGGCUACCGCUUCAUAUCAGAUCGAAGGUGCGUGGAGAGCAGACGGCAAAGGGCUCAGUAUUUGGGACACGUAUUCUCACACACCGCUGAGGGUUGGGAAUGAUGACACUGGAGACGUGGCCUGCGACAGUUAUCACAAGAUUGCCGAGGAUGUGGUCGCCCUGCAGAACCUGGGUGUGACCCACUAUCGCUUUUCCAUCUCUUGGACUCGAAUCCUCCCUGACGGAACUACCAAAUACAUCAAUGAAGCGGGCCUGAACUACUACGUGCAGCUCAUCGACAAGCUGCAGGCUGCCAGCAUCCAGCCCCAGGUGACCAUUUACCACUGGGACCUGCCGCAGGCACUCCAGGACGUCGGAGGCUGGGAGAAUGAGACGGUCGUACAGCGGUUUAAGGAGUACGCAGAUGUGCUCUUCCAGAGGCUGGGGGACAAGGUGAAGUUCUGGAUCACACUGAACGAGCCCUAUGUCAUUGCUAACCAGGGCUAUGGCUAUGGGACAGCAGCUCCAGGAAUCUCCUCCAGGCCUGGCACUGGUCCCUACAUUGCUGGCCACAACCUAAUAAAGGCUCACGCUGAGGCCUGGCAUCUGUACAACGAUGUGUACCGCGCCCGUCAAGGUGGCAUGAUUUCCAUCACCAUCAGCAGCGACUGGGCUGAGCCUAGAGAUCCCUCCAACCAGGAGGAUGUGGAGGCCGCCAGGAGAUACGUUCAGUUCAUGGGAGGCUGGUUCGCACAUCCAAUUUUCAAGAAUGGGGAUUAUCCCGAGGUGAUGAAGACACGGGUCCGUGACAGGAGCUUGGCGGCAGGCCUCAACAAGUCUCGGCUCCCUGAGUUCACAGAGAGUGAGAAGAGGAGGAUCAACGGUACCUAUGACUUUUUUGGGUUCAAUCACUAUACCACUGUCCUGGCCUACGAUCUCAACUAUGCCUCUUGGAUCUCUUCCUUCGAUGCAGACAGGGGAGUUGCCUCCAUCACAGAUCGCUCUUGGCCAGACUCUGGCUCCUUCUGGCUGAAGAUGACACCUUUCGGCUUCAGGAGGAUCCUGAACUGGUUAAAGGAGGAGUACAACAACCCUCCGAUCUACGUAACAGAAAAUGGAGUGUCCCAGCGCGAAGAAUCAGACCUCAAUGACACUGCUAGGAUCUACUACCUCCGCAGUUACAUCAACGAGGCGCUCAAAGCUGUGCAGGAUAAGGUGGACCUUCGAGGAUACACGGUUUGGACUCUGAUGGACAACUUUGAGUGGGCCACAGGCUUCGCAGAGAAGUUCGGUGUGCAUUUCGUGAACUAUACUGACACUUCUCUGCCAAGGAUCCCCAAAGCGUCGGCCAAGUUCUACGCCUCCAUAGUCCGGUGCAACGGCUUCCCUGACCCCGCUGCAGGGCCACACCCUUGUCUGCAGCAAGAUGCUGAGCCCACUACCAGUCCCAUGAGAGAAGAGGACGUUCAGUUCCUGGGGCUCAGGCUGGGUACAACAGAGGCCCAGACAGCACUGUAUGUACUCUUUGCUCUAAUGCUUCUUGGAGUCUCUGGUGUGGCAUUUCUGUCCUACAAGUACUGUAUGUGCUUCAAGCAAAAGCAAACACCACCAGAUGAACAGGUUACCACCUCCUCCAGUUCUGCAAAACAGGCCUAGUUUCUUUGAAGCCUUUGCCACCUCCAGGACCACUGAGGAUC
This is a messenger RNA of Kogia breviceps (pygmy sperm whale), 6250 nucleotides long. It is a transcript of the gene LCT, whose product is annotated as lactase. Gene Ontology annotation, molecular function: beta-glucosidase activity. Lineage: Eukaryota; Metazoa; Chordata; Mammalia; Artiodactyla; Physeteridae. The record is from RefSeq and is a predicted model, not a curated record. Gene Ontology annotation, biological process: carbohydrate metabolic process.